Molecule: messenger RNA, 2768 nt
Organism: Centruroides sculpturatus (bark scorpion)
Lineage: Eukaryota; Metazoa; Arthropoda; Arachnida; Scorpiones; Buthidae
Product: F-box/LRR-repeat protein 16-like
Exons: 3
Coding region: 304-1668 (454 amino acids)
Biological process (GO): SCF-dependent proteasomal ubiquitin-dependent protein catabolic process
Cellular component (GO): SCF ubiquitin ligase complex
Molecular function (GO): protein binding
Source: RefSeq, a predicted model, not a curated record
GCAAAAUUGCGGGAGUACGUAAAGCGGGGCGCGUGGAGAAGAAAGGAAAAAAUAAAUGAAAGAUAAGUAAGGAUGAGAAGAAGGAGAGAGAAAAGAGCAGACUAUCGAUCGGCAACCCUAUCCGGGAAGCAGUCGCCCCCGCCGACGGUAGUGGAGUGAUCCGUUGCAGAAGCGGAUUGCAGAAGGCGUCACCUGACUUCCGCCGAUCGAUGGGCGCAUGCUCAUUCGAGAGCGGCCGGGCCGAGCGGACGAUGCGAGCGUGAGCAUGUGCGACAUCCCGUCCAGCCCCCGAUGACUGCGUAAAUGACAGCGGACGUCAGCUUCACUAAGCGGGCCGCAGCCGAAAUCAGCCGCCGUUUCAACGGCCUGUCCGUGCGGGCGAAGAACGGUUCGGCCAGGGACCGCUGGCCGGAGAGGAAGUUAAGUAAGGCGGAGAGAUCGGCCCGCCUGGCCGAAUUGAUGGCCAGCCUAUCGAAGCCCCGUUCGCAGGAGGACCUGUGGCAGGACCCGCCAUUCCUGGCCAACUUCUUUUUUUACCUAGCGCCCGAGGACAGGUGCGUGGCGGCUCAGGUGUGCACGGUGUGGCGGGACAUCCUCUAUCAACCUUGCUACUGGAAAGGGGUACUGCCCGUCCUCAGGUGUCGGGAGCUCAGGUGUCACGGAGGCGAUUUGGCCGGUACGGCCGAGAUGAGGAAGAAAGUAUACACCAGUCUGGAACGUCGGGGUUUCGAAUCGGUGGGACUGUUCGGCGCUAACGACGACGAUGUGUACGACUUCAUCAGCAACUGUCCACAAUCGCAAGUGCCGCACGUCUGCCAUUUGGUGUUGAGAUGCUGUAACAUCACCGACAAAGGUUUAGAAGCCCUAUUGGAAACGUUGCAGGCUAUCGUGCAGUUGGAGUUAUCGGGGUGCAACGAGAUAACCGAUGCGGGUCUGUGGGCCGGCCUCAGUCCUCGCAUCGUUUCCUUGAACUUAUCGGAUUGCAUCAACGUGGCGGACGAAAGUGUGGCCGCCGUCUCGCAGCUUUUACCUUCUCUGUACGAAUUUAAUCUCCAGGCUUAUCACGUGACCGACGCCGCUUUGGCCUUUUUCGGUCCCCAACAGAGUGCCAGCCUUUCGGUGCUGCGUCUCAAAUCUUGCUGGGAACUGACUAAUCACGGUCUAUUGAAUUUGGUCCACGUGCUGCCUAAUCUGACAGUUCUCUCCCUAUCGGGAUGCUCCAAAAUUACGGACGACGGGGUAGAACUCCUGGCCGAGAAUCUCCAUCAGUUGCGAUCUCUGGAUUUGUCAUGGUGUCCUCGAAUCACGGAUGCUGCUCUCGAGUACAUCGCUUGUGAUCUGACUCCACUGCAGGAACUAACGCUAGACAGAUGUGUUCACAUAACAGACAUCGGCCUGGGUUAUCUUUCCACCAUGGUAAAUCUCAACGCUCUGUAUAUUCGAUGGUGUUCACAAGUUCGAGACUUUGGCCUACAGCAUUUAUGUAGCAUGAGGAAUCUUCAGAUCCUUUCGGUGGCAGGUUGUCCUCUGUUGACGUCGAGCGGUCUGUCGUCUCUCAUUCAACUACGCCAUCUACAGGAACUAGAACUAACUAAUUGUCCGGGUGCAUCGAGAGAACUUUUCGAUUACCUUCACGAACACCUACCGAAAUGUCUGAUUAUCGAAUGAACAGUUUAAAAAAAAAAACAACUGCUGCUAAUCCUGCCACAAUCGGGAAUAAACAUAAAAAAAACUAGUUGGUUUAAUAAAUUAAUUAAAUAAAUAAAUAAAACGAAGGUGGAUAUGUGCUCUAUUACUAUUUUCCCUGCAAAAUGUUGGAAGACACAAGAUUGUUUCUGUUAGAAGUACAGUACAUAUGCAAAAAAAAAAAAAAAUACCUUCGUCAUUAGUUAAAACGAGCUUUAUUUCGAUCAGAAGUUAUUUUAAAGAGGGAUUUCACCUUGAUUUACAUCGAAGCAGUUCUUUUGCCUGAUUUAGUCACCACUUGUAUAUUCGCGAUUUUAAUCAUAAACAAUGCAUUAGAUGUACAAAGUCCGAAAAAUAUUAAUAAUAAUAAUAAUAAUAAGAGGACAAAACGUCUGAUGAUAUCGACGAGAAAUUGUUUUGUCUUUUAUUAACGUUAAGCAUUUAGUUUCCGACUAGAAAGGAAGGAUUCCUUGUUUAUGUACAAAGACUUUUUUAAGGGAAUUUUUUAAACAAAAAAAAAAAAAUAAAAAGUGGUCACGUUAUAUAGUGUUUUACUGUUGCUUGUAUUUCGCUUUACACGUAACGGAGCUGAUGUGUAUGUAAAAUAAGCUUUGUACCAUCACAACUUUCCACUCUAGAUGUUGGUGAAAACUUAAAAAAAAAAAUAUAUGUAUAAAAAACAAAAAAAAAUUAAUUAAUUAAUUAAUUAAAAAAUAAAGCUCAAGUUUAGAAAAUCGAGAGAAUAGUAAAAAUUGCAGCAAUUCAUUAAUAAACCUUUAUUUCCCUCCUCUUUCGUUUUUUAUUUUUUAUUUUUAGGUCUACAUAUCGUAUUUAAACGGGAAUGCUGCAAUUCGUGUGUGGGAGAGUCGAAAGUUCGUUUUUAAAAAUAUCACCUAUGCUUGUGAGUGUUAAUUAUGUAAAAAUUUGGGGAUCGAAUGUUUGAAUAUUUGAACGUUAUGAAAGGAUUGUUGACGAAUGACCGACCCCUCUUUGCAAAAGGCUGUAUUUGCUUUGACACGUGUUAUAUAAGUCAUGUUUGAACAAAGAUUGAAACAAUAAAAUAUAUAUAUAAAAAAAAUCUA